This is a messenger RNA of Rotaria sp. Silwood2, 1434 nucleotides long. The record is from the annotation of a GenBank genome assembly. NCBI's taxonomy places the organism in Eukaryota, Metazoa, Rotifera, Eurotatoria, Philodinida, Philodinidae.
AUGUCAUCGAAUCAUACACAAACAAAUAAUGAUGAUGUUGCAAUUCUUGAUGUAACAUCAGAUAAUAAUGAUGAUCAAAGUCCAUUAUUAAGUGAUAAUACUCAGCAAAAUAAUUCCAUUUUAUUAACACCUAAUGGUGAUACUAUUCUUGUUCCAUCGAUAUCUCGUUAUCGUUUAACAAAUAUUCUUCGUAUUAUUCUUUUUAUUGAAUUUCUUACAUUACUUACCAUUUGGCUAGUAGGUAGUAACACACAUUCUCUUAUUGAUGAUAUAAUUCAUUAUCAAUUCACAACAUCUAUAUUUGAUAUUGUUUGUGUAUCACUUUGUAAACUUAUUUUAUUAAUUAUUCUUCUAACAGAAUUAGAAACAUCAGUUAUUGUUCGUUUAUAUACACCAAAUUCUCCUCGAUCAUUUAUUUUUAUACGUUAUGUAUAUACAAUUAUACUUAUUAUUCUAUCAAGUUGUUCAUUAGCAUUUUCAAUUAUAAAAUUAAUAUUUAUUUUAUAUAAAUUAAAUUUAAAUAAACUUUAUUUAUCAUCAAUUUAUUUAUUUCUUAUAUUUUCAUCAAUAGAAUUUAUUGGUACGUUAUUAAUGGUACCAUAUUUAACACGAAUAAAAUUACUUGGACAACAACUAUCAAAUUCAAAAACAAAAAAAGUUGAUUUAAAACGUCUAUUAUCAUUAGCAAAAUCAGAACGUUUAUUACUAAGUAUAGCAGUAUGCUUUUUAUUAGUAUCAAGUGCAACACAAGUUAUUCAACCAUAUUUUUUUGGACAAAUUAUUGAUGAUGCGUUAAAAUCGGAUACAAUGCGUUUAGUCAAUAUGAAUGUUCUUAUUUUAUUUGGUAUUAAUUGUGUAGGUGCAAUAGGAUCAUCAUUUCGUUCUUGGUUAUUUGAAUUAGCUGGACAGAGAAUUGUUUAUCGUCUUCGUCAAAAUAUAUUUGUUUCAAUAAUAAAACAAGAAAUUGGCUUUUUUGAUAAUACUCGUACCGGUGAAUUAACAAAUCGUUUAUCAAAUGAUACACAAGUAUUACAAAAUGCUGUUACUAUUAAUAUAUCAAUGCUUGUUCGUUUUUUGUUACAAAUUAUUGGUAGUCUUGCUGUUAUGUUUUAUUUGGAAGUAACAUUAACACUUGUUUUAAUGGGUGUUGUACCAGUUAUUAUUCUUAUUUCAAGACAGUAUGGUUCUAUUGUACAAAAAUUACGAAAAAAAUUUCAAGAUGAAUUAGCUGCAGCUGGAUCAACAGCUGAAGAGUCAAUAUCGAAUAUUCGAACUGUACGUAUAUUUGGUGCAGAACGUAAAACUAGUAAUCAUUAUCUUGACAAUUUAUUAAAAUCAUAUGCAGUUGGAAAAAAAUUAGCAUGGAACAGUGGUGUCUUUAUGGGUGUAGUUAGUUUAUUAGUAGCUGGAGGUAUUUCAAUUGUAUUAUGGUAA